This is a messenger RNA of Osmerus eperlanus (European smelt), 2182 nucleotides long. RefSeq names its product collagen beta(1-O)galactosyltransferase 2b (gene colgalt2b). The record is from RefSeq and is a predicted model, not a curated record. The coding region runs from base 63 to 1913 and encodes 616 amino acids. NCBI's taxonomy places the organism in Eukaryota, Metazoa, Chordata, Actinopteri, Osmeriformes, Osmeridae. Gene Ontology annotation, molecular function: procollagen galactosyltransferase activity. The transcript is spliced from 12 exons.
CUCUACUCUCUCUCAUUUCAGCCUCGGCGGAGCUCGGACCGUGCUAGCGGUGUGAUCUCGGUAUGAUGCGGGCGUUCGGAGGCGUGGAGGCCCGGCUGUUCUGCGCGCUGAUGGUCGCCCUGGUACCCGGUACCGCAUCAGACCUGCCGACGCUCGUGCAGGAUCCGGUCCGAACCGAGUCGUCUCUUCUGAAGCCAAAAGUCAUGAUCGCCAUUCUGGCUCGCAACUCUGCGCACAGCCUGCCACAUUACCUGGGCUGCAUCGACAGACUUGACUACCCGAAGGAGCGCAUAGCGAUCUGGGCAGCGACAGACCAUAAUAUAGACAACACCACAGCCAUUCUGAGGGAGUGGCUGAGAAGAGCCCAGGACCAGUAUCACUAUGUAGAGUGGAGACCUCUAGAUGAGCCAAGGUCCUAUACGGAUGAGUGGGGACCGAAGCACUGGCCUCCAUCUCGUUUCCAGCACGUGAUGAAACUGAGGCAGGCAGCUCUGAAGGCCGCACGCGAACGGUGGGCCGACUACAUCCUGUACUCAGACAGUGAUAACCUGCUGACCAACCCCAGGGUUCUGGACCUGCUGAUGUCGGAGAACCUGACUCUGGUGGCUCCUCUUCUGGACACCAGGUCUCUCUACUCUAACUUCUGGUGUGGCAUCACCCCCCAGGGCUACUACAAGAGGACUCCAGACUAUCAGCCAAUCAGAGAGUGGAGGCGUCUGGGUUGUUUCCCUGUUCCCAUGGUGCACAGCAGCUUCCUGCUGGACCUCCGUCGUGCCUCCAGCCUCUCUCUGGCCUUUCACCCCCCCCACCCCGACUACAGCCUGGCCUUUGAUGACAUCAUGGUCUUUGCCUUCUCUGCCCGCCAGGCAGGUGUGCAGAUGCAUGUGUGUAACAGGGAACACUAUGGGUUCCUACCUGUUCCUCUGAAGGCACAUCAGAACUUAGAGGAGGAGAAGGAGAGCUUCACACACACCAUCACUGAGGCCAUGAUUGACCACAGGCUGGAGUCUUCUCAGUAUGUGUACUCCCCCCCGACCCAGCAGGACAAGAUGGACUUUGACGAGGUCUUCCUGGUGAACCUGAGGCGUCGUGUGGACAGGAGGACCAGGAUGCUGAGCACCAUGGCAGCUCUGGGUCUGCAGGCUACCGUCACCGAUGCCGUGGACGGGAAAGCUCUGAACUCAUCCCAGCUGCAGGCUCUGGGUAUAGAGAUGUUGCCGGGAUACAAGGACCCCUACUCUGGACGGGUGCUGACCCGGGGGGAGAUAGGCUGCUUCCUGAGUCACCACUCUACAUGGACACAGGUGGUGGAGAGGAACCUGCAGCAGGUCCUGGUUCUGGAGGAUGAUGUGAGGUUUGAACCCAGAUUCAAACGACGUCUGCAGGCCAUCAUGGAUGACAUCAUCAAGACCCAGCUGGACUGGGACCUCAUUUACGUGGGGAGGAAGAGGAUGCAGGUGCAACAGCCGGAACAAUCCGUAGUGGGUGUCAACAACCUAGUGGAGGCCGACUACUCCUAUUGGACGCUGGGCUAUGCGCUGUCCAAUCAGGGAGCCAGGAAGCUGCUAGCCGCCCAGGCCUUUAAUAGGAUGUUGCCGGUGGACGAGUUCCUGCCCAUCAUGUUCAACAAGCACCCCAAUGCUGAGUUCAGGUCCCACUUCUCCCCGCGGGACCUGAGGGCCUUCUCUGUGGAGCCCUUGCUGCUGUACCCCACCCACUACACGGGGGAGCCGGGCUACGUCAGCGACACGGAGACCUCCACCAUCUGGGACGACGAGGCGGUGGCCACGGACUGGGACCGGCAGCAGGCGCGCAAGACGGCCCAGCAGGACAGCCUGCGGGCCGGGGCCCACAACACCGUCAGCGGAGACUCCCCUCCCCCCGCCGCACGCGCUGCCCGCGACGAACUCUGAGAGAGGGAUUCUGGGAUACGCCUGGGAACUGGGACCCUGGGACACUGGAACAUGCACACACACUUGGAACACACACACACCUAGGACACACACACCUGGGACACAUACACACCUAGGACACACACAACUGGAACACACACACACCUGGAACACACACACACCUGGGACACACACACACACCUGGAACACACACACACCUGGGACACGCACACACCCCUAGGACACACACACACCUGGGACACACACACACCUGGGACACACUCACACCU